This is a messenger RNA of Boleophthalmus pectinirostris (great blue-spotted mudskipper), 1003 nucleotides long. RefSeq names its product RALY heterogeneous nuclear ribonucleoprotein (gene raly). The record is from RefSeq and is a predicted model, not a curated record. Gene Ontology annotation, molecular function: RNA binding. The coding region runs from base 134 to 1003 and encodes 289 amino acids. Gene Ontology annotation, cellular component: nucleus. The transcript has 8 exons. Lineage: Eukaryota; Metazoa; Chordata; Actinopteri; Gobiiformes; Gobiidae.
GAGCGGAUCAGGUGGAGUAAUCGCUGUUCUUCUAUUACCCAAUCCUCGUCUCAAAACAUCACGCCGGGUCAAAAGUUCGCCGUGCCCCGGGGGAUUGUGGAUCUGUGCAGCAGUUGAACUAUCGUCAAACACGAUGUCUCUGAAAGUCCAAACCAGCAACAUCACCAACAAAACCGACCCCAAGUCCCGAAACUCCCGCGUUUUCAUCGGGAACCUGAACACGGCGCUGGUGAACAAGUCGGACGUGGAGGGCAUCUUCUCUCAGUACGGCAGAGUCCUGGGCUGCUCCGUGCACAAAGGCUACGCGUUCGUCCAGUAUGCCAGCGAACGCCACGCCCGGGCCGCUGUGCUGGGCGAGAACGGGCGAGUUCUGGCCGGACAGACGCUGGACAUCAACAUGGCCGGAGAGCCCAGACCGAGUCGAGCCAAAGCACUGAAGAGGAGCGCUGCGUCUCUCUACAGUGGAUAUGAGCUGGACUACGACUUCUACAGGGAAGACUUCUACGACAGGUUAUUCGAGUACCGCAGUCGUGUGUCUCCCGUUCCCCGGGUGGUGCCUGUGGUCCCGGUCAAACGUCCCCGAGCCCUGCCCCUGCUCCACCGGGUCAAAGGUCUCCCCAUGAAAAUACUGAGGAGCUCCACUGUCCACCCACACAGCCGACUGAAAGGCAGUGAGCUCCAGGCCAUAAAGACAGAACUGACCCAGAUCAAGGCCAACAUCGAGGCUCUGCUGGGGCGACUGGAGACGCUGGAGGAGCACAACACAGGAACAGAAUCGAGAAAGGGGUGCGGCGCUGAGUCAGAGGAUGGGGCGUGGCCUGAGGAGGAAGAGGAGGAGUUGGGGUCAAACGCAGAAGAUGAAGCCGUGAGUCUAAACAGUGAAGACGAAGAAGAACGAGGAUCAGAAGAAGAGACGGAUCAGGCAGAUAACAGCACGCAGCCUCACCACUGUGAAAACCACACGGAAAACUACUCAACAGAGACAGCUGGAGUUCAUCCGUGA